Molecule: messenger RNA, 264 nt
Organism: Rhinocladiella mackenziei CBS 650.93
Lineage: Eukaryota; Fungi; Ascomycota; Eurotiomycetes; Chaetothyriales; Herpotrichiellaceae
Exons: 1
Coding region: 1-264 (87 amino acids)
Source: RefSeq, a predicted model, not a curated record
AUGUCCUCUGCGUCAUCUUCACCGGCUUCGGAGGUGAAGGCCUCGUUGCCGAAAUUUGACGGCCCCCUCCUCUGCCCUUCUGGUACCUCGGAUGUCGCCCGCAGACAAGCGUGGCUUGCUAGUAGUGCUGCCAAGGAGACCAUCGUCCAUGGACCCCCGGACGUUGGCCACUUGCUCGCGGCCAAGGAUGGCAUCGGCACGAAGUCGUCCUGGUUCGUGCUUAGGGAACGCGACGACUCGGCCCCCGGCCGAGUUGAGCGUUAG